Lachancea nothofagi CBS 11611 is the source of this 861-nucleotide messenger RNA. The record is from the annotation of a GenBank genome assembly. Lineage: Eukaryota; Fungi; Ascomycota; Saccharomycetes; Saccharomycetales; Saccharomycetaceae.
AUGGUAAGUCGCGUGUGUAGAGCCCUGCCUGGCAAGAGCUGGCUCAUGAGACGUUAUGCAAGUCAGAGCUCUGGUCCUGAUCCCAUCCACGAUCCUUCGUGGCCUAAGGGUAGCAACCCCUCACCAUAUGAUGUGUUUGGAUUUCCACAGGGGCAGGUUGAGACGAAGGCCUUGAAGAAGAAAUAUCAUGCUAUGGCUAAGCUGUAUCAUCCAGAUAUCGCCAGCGGCGUGACGAUUUUGAAAUAUGGUUCAACAGGAACUCCUCAUCAUACAUACCAAAUUGACGAAUCUGCGAUUUUGUCGACUCAGGACAAGUUGAGUAGAUUUCAAGUGAUGAGUGAGGCCUACGAGCUGUUGAGUGACUCGCGUAAGAAAAGCACCUACGAUAGGUUCCGUACAGGAUGGACGUACGCACCCUCGACGGUAAGAAAUGCUGCAUAUUCCUCUGCUGCUGCAACGGCUCACGGAUAUCACAACAACCAUAAUUACGAAUAUUGGAAUGCCGGAACUUGGGAAGAUGUGAACAAAAUGCAUUACACUGACCCAGACAAAAAACUAUCGUUCUGGGUCGUUAUGGCAUGGAUGUGCGGCCUGCUUGUAUGCGUUCAGUGCACUGCUUUGCUAACUCGUAUUGAGGAGUCACUAACAAAAGGCCACUUCACACAUGAUGAAACUGAAAAGGAUUUGGUUUUAGCGUACGUUAACUACGGUCUCGACACCGAUAAAUGGUCAAGACUACGGCGGUUUUUGUGGUUCCGAACCUAUGGGAUGUACCGCUCCAAGACUGAUUUGGACAGGGAAGCACAAAAGAAUGAAAAAAUCGUGCAAGAGCUCAAGGGUAAAGAAAUGCAGGGGCGGUAA